AUGAGGAACGCGGUGGAGUCGACACCUCUUGGGGUUGCCUACGCUGAUCCCAGAAUCCCCAUUUCCCAUUAUCCCAAAGAGGACUUCUGGGAAGAAAUCUUAAAGAGAAGGAUAGCGUAUGCCACCAUAGCCCUCUUCAGCAUUAUCUUUGUGUUAGGCAUUGUAGGGAACGGCUGGGUCAUUUUCAUCCUCGGCUUCGUUAUGAAGAAGACGAGUCGCAUCGUCUGGCUCCUCAACCUGACCGCCUCCAACUUCCUCUUCGUCUGCUCCCUUCCGCUGAGAAUCACCCACAACGCCAUGAUGCUCAACUGGCCAUUCGGCAGAGCCAUCUGCAAACUCAACGACUCCAUCGUCUUCCUCAAUCUCUAUGCCAGCGCUUACUUCCUGGCAGUCCUCAGCUUAGAGCGUUGGGCUUCCAUGAAGAGCUCGACCUGGGCUCAACAUCCCCGGAAGAUUCGACUCACUUGGAUCGUGGCCGGUGGGAUCUGGCUUCUGGCCCUGGGGUUCUCGUCAGCAAGAAUCCACAUCAGACACACCAGCAGGUCCCCCGUCGACGAAGACGUGAUCGUCUGCUUCUUAAAUUAUGGCAGAAACCUCAGGCAGGCCAAGAUCAACCAACACCUCAUCCUGAUCAGCCAGUACGUUUGUGCCUUUCUCGUCCCUAUCGUCAUGACGAUCGUUUCCCUUGCGAAAACCCAUCAGAGGCAGGGAGUGGCGAUGCGGUGGGCCAAGUCCUUCAAGAUGAUCACAACCAUGAUAGUGACAUUUUAUCUGUGUUGGCUCCCCUAUGCCGUCUUCUCUUUCUUUGAAAGCGAGUACUUAGAGACGUCGCCGGUGCUCAUUGUGGGUAUUCCCUUGGCAACCAGUCUGGCUUUCGCCAGCAGCUGUGUCAAUCCCAUACUUUAUAUAGCCUUGGGGUACAAUUUCAAGGAGAGGCCGAGGCCUUCCCUCCUCUCUGCCUUUGAAAAUGUCUUUGGGGAGGAGAGCAAUGGGACCGUCCCCGAAACCCAGCCCAAACCUGCAGCAGAGAUGAGUCCCCAGAACUUAUAA
Molecule: messenger RNA, 1050 nt
Organism: Heteronotia binoei (common prickly gecko)
Lineage: Eukaryota; Metazoa; Chordata; Lepidosauria; Squamata; Gekkonidae
Product: chemerin-like receptor 1
Exons: 1
Coding region: 1-1050 (349 amino acids)
Biological process (GO): positive regulation of cytosolic calcium ion concentration; inflammatory response; phospholipase C-activating G protein-coupled receptor signaling pathway
Cellular component (GO): plasma membrane
Molecular function (GO): N-formyl peptide receptor activity; complement receptor activity
Source: RefSeq, a predicted model, not a curated record